AGCUGUGCUAAACUUCACAGGACACCAACCACAAAGGAAGCGGGUGUGACGUUGCUAAAGAAGCGGAUGUGACGUUGUGAGGAAGUGGCUGUUUCAACCAAUGGCAGCCGGGAGCGCCAGUUCAGCGGGGGAUUCGGUGCCUGUGUGCAGAAGAUCGGUUCGCGGGAAAGACGAGCAACAGCAACGGCGCGAAAAUAGCCCAGCACCGGCUAAUCCGACGAGCUUCUCCGUGCCAUUGGAACAUUUUUCACAUCGCCCCCGUUGCAGCGCUCGGCCCCGGGAUGCUUUUCCGCUCGAUCGUAGACAGAGGAGCUGGCAGACGAAGGUUGAACGCCCUCCCUGUGGACCCCUGGCCCAGGUACCCUCUGAGCUCCCUACUGGGAGGCUUCGAGUGUGUCCGACACGAUGAACACAUCUCCUAUGGAAGCCUGGGUGACUCCGUGCCGCCGUUUGGAUUGGCUUUCUCCUCUGCAGGGAACAUGCAGAACGUCCUCGCGGCAGCUAAUGAAGAAGGCAUUGUUAGGAUCUACAACACGGAGAGCCGGGAAAAGCCACUUGUUAAAGAAUGGCUGGCUCACGAGAACGCUGUCUUUGACAUCGCCUGGGUGCCAGGGGAACCUCACUUGGUGACUGCGGCUGGCGAUCAGAUGGCCAAGCUGUGGGAUGUGAACUCAGGGGAGCUGUUGGGCACCUUCAAGGGUCACCUCUGUAGCCUCAAGUCUGUUGCAUUCACACCCUGGGAGAAAGCUGUGUUCUGUACUGGGGCCAGAGAUGGAAAUAUUAUAGUCUGGGACACCAGGUGCAGCAAAAAAGAUGGUUUCUACAGACCAGUGAAACAGAUCAGCGGUGCUCAUAACAAAGCGGUGACCAGCACUCCCGCCAAAACCAAGAAGAGGCGGAGCAGCACGCGUGGCAUGGCUCCCAGUGUGGGCACCCAGCAGAGUGUCACAGUGGUUCUGUUUCGGGAUCAGAACACCCUCAUCUCUUCUGGGGCUGUUGAUGGGGUGAUCAAGAUGUGGGAUCUGAGGAAGAACUACACCGCACACCGACAGGAACCUGUUCCACUGCAGGCGUACCCGUACCCGGGUUCUUGCAUGCGCAUGCGUCUGGGUUACUCUGGACUUGUCCUGGACUCCACGAGAUCCAACGUCAUAAGUAACUGCACUGAUGAUAGUAUCUACAUGUUCAAUGUCAGCGGGAUGAAAACAACUCCAGUGGCUGUCUUCAGCGGCCACGAGAACUCCUCAUUUUAUGUAAAGUCCAGUAUUAGCCCAGACGACCAGUUCUUGGCCAGUGGUUCAAGUGACAAUAACGCAUACGUCUGGAAGAUCUCUGAUCCGAAGCACCCUCCCGUGAUGCUCCAAGGCCACAGCGAGGAAGUGACAUCUGUUGCAUGGUGCCCGACUGAUUUUACCAAGAUCGCUUCCUGUUCUGAUGACCACACUGUACGGAUCUGGAGGCUUCACCGGGAAAUGGAUGGAGCGCAAUCUUCAGUGGGAGAGGCCAACCUUGUGGGUUGGGCACGUGGUCCUAAGUCUCCCUCAAGGCCUUCAAUCAGAGCUGAAACAACUCCUGCCAAGAUCCAGAGGACAGAGAGUCUUGGAGGCUUGGCGUCGCCCCAGCUUGCCGCCUGCGCUCCCAGUGGAGCUGCGUUACCUCUGCCCUCCAGCACCACCUCACCCGUCCCUUCACAGGAGACUACGGCCGCUGCCGUUUGCCUGAGAUCGCCAUCUUCUAUCCAGCAGUGGUUGUCCUCCCCUAGCCGCGGCUCCCCCGGUCAGGUCAGUCCUCUGGGCCGUAGGGUGCUGAGCCCGUUUCCCCAGAGCCCGGCGAGCGGCCCCUCUCCCACAGAACGACGGGCCAAACGCAGGCUGGAGACCGGCGACGGUGCAUCUGCAGGCUGCGAGGGGGCGCUGUGCGGCUGUGUUACUGAACUCCACCCUGCGGCCAAGAGAAGCCGGGGCCUGUCGGGGGUCUGCUGCCCUGCUCAAGGGAGCCGCCCACAAACGGACUGUCACGCCGAGGACAACGUGGAAGCCUCAGCGAGACAGACGGGCAAGGAGAACUGCUCCCCCAGAGAACAGGACUGGUUGUCGGCGAUGGGCCAAAAGAUGAGGAAAGGUCAAGGAAGCCCUGGUGCUCCCAGAAGCCCCAGCUCCUGCAAGAAACAAGAAGGCAGGGCGCCAGCUUCCCCGACGAUCCGCUCACCACAAAACAUGAAGAAAAUCUCUGUGUAUUUCACAAGGACACCGGAGUGAUACUUUGGCCAGUUGGAUGGUCCGUGCCUCUGUUUGAAAUGAUAGUUGUUGUUUUUUUGUAUUUUUAACCUGAAUUGACAGAUAAUACGCUUCUAAGAACACUGAUCAAAAUCUAAGUUACACCAGUGUGUGAACAUGGGCUGCAUAACUUGAUAUUCAUUCAGAAUAAUUGCACGGCUGGUUAUUAUUUUGAUUAGGCAAUGGGUUUUACAGUUGCCUGCUACACCAUUUUUUUUGUGCUGUACAUAACCUCUGGUUGAAAAAACUUGUAUUUUGCUGAGUAAAACCUUAAUUUUACUCAAAAGUGACAGCUUCAGAUAUACUUGAUCCACAUUUAAUAAAGUUGUUCAGCUGGUCAACCAUGUACAAAUCCUCAAAUGCAGAGAAAGAUUUUUAAAUUCUUCUUAAAUACAAUUUAUUUGAUCCACAUCUUUUAUAUAGUUUUAUGAACUUCACUAAGUUUAUUUAUUGCUUGCGUGUAGAUUGUUGCUUUCUUUUUUUUUUUUUUUUUUUGCUUUUUUCAAUCAAAUCUACAUUUACAAAAUAUUUCUUUCAUUAAUGUUGUUCAUAUGUACAAAAAUAACCAAUGAUUGUUGCUUGGUUAAGUUGUAUUUCAUUGAUGCAAAUUUGCUGUCAGAUUUUAUUAAAUUGAAAAGAUUUUUCAUGGUG
Molecule: messenger RNA, 2927 nt
Organism: Gasterosteus aculeatus aculeatus (three-spined stickleback)
Lineage: Eukaryota; Metazoa; Chordata; Actinopteri; Perciformes; Gasterosteidae
Gene: dtl
Product: denticleless E3 ubiquitin protein ligase adapter
Biological process (GO): proteasome-mediated ubiquitin-dependent protein catabolic process; mitotic G2 DNA damage checkpoint signaling
Cellular component (GO): nucleus
Molecular function (GO): protein binding; protein-macromolecule adaptor activity
Source: RefSeq, a predicted model, not a curated record